AUGGGUAUUAACAUAAGAAGGGCUACUAUAGAGGAUGUCCAGGCGAUGCAAAAUGCUAACUUGCUCAACUUGCCCGAGAACUACCAGUUAAAAUACUAUAUGUACCAUAUCUUAUCCUGGCCCCAAGCAAGCUUUGUGGCUACCACUUACGACCCUAUUGAGAAUGACGAGGAUGGUGAGAGCAGCGAGGUCCUUGCAGAAGAAGCUAACCAGAUCCAUUCUUCCUCUGCAGACCCGAAAGGAGACACUUCUUACAUCAGAAAAGGAGAGAAGAUCGUUGGAUACGUCUUGGGAAAGAUGGAAGACGACCCGGAAGCCGAGGACAAGACUCCACACGGACACAUUACGUCGUUGGCAGUCAUGAGAACAUACCGAAGGAUGGGCUUGGCUGAGAAAUUGAUGCGCCAAUCUUUGUAUGCCAUGUGUGAGGUUUUCAAGGCGCAAUAUGUCUCUUUGCACGUCAGAAAGUCCAACAGAGCAGCAUUACAUUUGUACAGGGAUUCCCUACUGUUUGAAAUGACCAACAUAGAAAAAUCAUACUACCAGGACGGUGAAGAUGCAUAUGCUAUGAGGAAGGACUUGAAGAUAGAGGAGAUGCUUCCGUACCAUGGCCAUGAGGAACAGGACGACUUUACACAAGAUCUUAUAUAA
Molecule: messenger RNA, 651 nt
Organism: Candidozyma auris
Lineage: Eukaryota; Fungi; Ascomycota; Pichiomycetes; Serinales; Metschnikowiaceae
Product: peptide alpha-N-acetyltransferase complex A subunit ARD1
Exons: 1
Coding region: 1-651 (216 amino acids)
Biological process (GO): N-terminal peptidyl-glutamic acid acetylation
Cellular component (GO): NatA complex
Molecular function (GO): protein N-terminal-serine acetyltransferase activity; protein-N-terminal-glutamate acetyltransferase activity
Source: RefSeq, a predicted model, not a curated record